AUGUCACACUCGCAGUCAGACUCCAUGUCCAUGACGAUGGUAUUCACCAACACUCACACCACCCCUCUUUUUGCAAACUCCUGGACGCCCUCAUCGGAAGGCGGCUAUGCGGGCACCUGCAUUUUCCUCCUUCUUCUCGCGAUGACACUGCGGCUCCUCUUUGCGGCAAAGGCUGUGUGUGAGCAGAGAUGGGCAACCGCCGCACGGAACCGACGAUUCGUUCUGGUCAAAGGCAGAUCGACCGAAGCUGGCAGGAUUGAUCAGGAUCCCGACGCGAAGACAGGUUCUCUAGUCACGGCCCAAGGUGUGGAGGAAAACGUCAAGGUGGUGCAAGCAAGAACUGGCGGAAUCGUUCCUUUUCGAUUAUCCGUCGACAUCCCUCGAGCUAUUUUGACAACGAUUAUUGCUGGCGUCUCAUAUUUGCUGAUGUUGGCGGUCAUGACCAUGAACGUGGGCUAUUUCCUCUCCGUGCUGGCCGGCACUUUUGUUGGCGAGUUAUUAGUGGGGAGAUACGCCCAGAUUGAUGAACACUUGCAUUGA
Capronia epimyces CBS 606.96 is the source of this 540-nucleotide messenger RNA. RefSeq lists its product as uncharacterized. The record is from RefSeq and is a predicted model, not a curated record. NCBI's taxonomy places the organism in Eukaryota, Fungi, Ascomycota, Eurotiomycetes, Chaetothyriales, Herpotrichiellaceae. The transcript is spliced from 2 exons. Gene Ontology annotation, cellular component: plasma membrane. The coding region runs from base 1 to 540 and encodes 179 amino acids. Gene Ontology annotation, molecular function: copper ion transmembrane transporter activity. Gene Ontology annotation, biological process: copper ion transmembrane transport; intracellular copper ion homeostasis.